Messenger RNA from Coregonus sp. 'balchen', 27272 nucleotides. Lineage: Eukaryota; Metazoa; Chordata; Actinopteri; Salmoniformes; Salmonidae. The record is from the annotation of a GenBank genome assembly.
CUCAGCUAUAAGAAGGGCGGUGUGGAGUCGGGGUUCCGUCACGUUGAGUCCAAUGUGUACAACAUCCUGCGGCUGCUGCACGUUAAAGGAAGCAAGCAUGUCACCGCCACAGAGGUAUGCAGCAGUGGGAGGCUCCACUCCCUUUAACCCAGCCUCAGUCUCUCUAACCCAGCCUCGGUCUCUCUAACCCAGCCUCAGUCCCUCUAACCCAGCCUCAGUCCCUCUAACCCAGCCUCAGUCUCUCUAGCCCAGCCUCAGUCUCUCUAACCCAGCCUCAGUCCUUCUAACCCAGCCUCAGUCCCUCUAACCCAGCCUCAGUCCCUCUAACCCAGCCUCAGUCCCUCUAACCCAGCCUCAGUCUCUCUAACCCAGCCUCGGUCUCUCUAACCCAGCCUCAGUCCCUCUAACCCAGCCUCAGUCUCUCUAACCCAGCCUCAGUCCUUCUAACCCAGCCUCAGUCUCUCUAACCCAGCCUCAGUCCCUCUAACCCAGCCUCAGUCUCUCUAACCCAGCCUCGGUCUCUCUAACCCAGCCUCAGUCUCUCUAACCCAUCCUCAGUCUCUCUAACCCAUCCUCAGUCUCUCUAACCCAGCCUCGGUCUCUCUAACCCAGCCUCAGUCUCUCUAACCCAUCCUCAGUCUCUCUAGCCCAGCCUCAGUCCCUCUAACCCAUCCUCAGUCUCUCUAACCCAGCCUCAGUCCCUCUAACCCAGCCUCAGUCUCUCUAACCCAGCCUCGGUCUCUCUAACCCAGCCUCAGUCUCUCUAACCCAGCCUCAGUCUCUCUAACCCAGCCUCAGUCUCUCUAACCCAGCCUCAGUCUCUCUAACCCAGCCUCAGUCCCUCUAACCCAGCCUCAGUCCCUCUAACCCAGCCUCAGUCUCUCUAACCCAGCCUCAGUCCCUCUAAUCCAGCCUCAGUCUCUCUAACCCAGCCUCGGUCUCUCUAACCCAGCCUCAGUCCCUCUAACCUAGCCUCAGUCAUCCACACUGGGGCCUACCACUGCCUGUCUUUUCCCUGGGUGGAAGAAUGCAGUGUUCUAGGUGUGUAUUGUGUUUCCAGGUAGAGGUUUCGUGGAGCAGCUUCAACAGUGGAGACAUCUUCCUUCUGGACAUGGGGAAGGUCAUAGUUCAGUGGAACGGCCCUCAGAGCAACCGGAGGGAGAAACUCAAGGUACCUAACCCUAACCCUGACCCUGACCCCGACCUCUAUCCCUAAACCCCUUACCCUAACCCUCAACUCUUAACCCCAAGCCAAACCCUGACCCCGACCUCUAUCCCUAACCCUCAGAGCAACAGGAGAGAGAAAAAUCAAGGUACCGCUGACCCCUGACCUCUAACCCUGACCCUAAACCUGAACCCUUAACCACUAACCGCUGACCAUAACCCUCAGAGCAACAGGAGGGAGAAACUCCAGAUAGUCGUAGUGAAUACCAUGGCCAUGUGUUUAGUGUGUCAUCAUGAUAAUGAGGAUCAGAUGACUGUUCAUUUUUGAUGACAGCCCCUUGAAAGCCUUCCAUUUACAAUACCAGGGUUGGUUUCUGUUUAGUUAUUGGUUAGGUUUAGUUGCAGAUGUUUUUCCACCAAACAAUCAAUGUUAUAUCCUCCCCUCCCUGUAGGCUGUGCUGCUGGCUCAGGAUAUCCGUGACAGGGAGCGAGGGGGGCGUGCUCAGAUCGGGGUGGUGGAGGGGGGAGAUGAGGAAGACUCCCCUGAGCUGAUGAAGAUCAUGAGGGCCGUGCUGGGUCAGAGGUCAGGCAAGCUGAAGGAGGCGGAGCCUGAUGACACACCAGACCACCAACAGCAGACCGCCAACAUCAGGCUCUACAAGUACGUAGACUAACUCUGGAGACUGACACCCAGGCUACUGUUCCAGACUGACACCCAGGCUACUGUUCCAGACUGACACCAAGGCUACUGUUCUAGACUGACACCCAGGCUACUGUUCCAGACUGACACCAGGCUACUGUUCCAGACUGACACCAGGCUACUGUUCCAGACUGACACCCAGGCUACUGUUCCACUGACACCCGGCCUUUAGAUGACACCCAGGCUACUGUUCCAGACUGACACCCAGGCUACUGUUCCAGACUGACACCAGGCUACUGUUCCAGACUGACACCCAGGCUACUGUUCUAGACUGACACCCAGGCUACUGUUCCAGACUGACACCAGGCUACUGUUCCAGACUGACACCCAGGCUACUGUUCACUACCAGGCUCUGUCAGACUGACACCCAGGGCUACUGUUCCAGACUGACACCCAGGCUACUGUUCCAGACUGACACCCAGGCUACUGUUCCAGACUGACACCCAGGCUACUGUUCCAGACUGACACCAGGCUACUGUUCCAGACUGACACCCAGGCUACUGUUCCAGGACUGACACCCAGGCUACUGUUCUAGACUGACACCCAGGCUACUGUUCCAGACUUGACACCCAGGCUACGUUCCCGACUGACACCCAGGCUAUGUUCAGACGACACCAGGCUACUGUUCCAGACUGACACCCAGGCUACUGUUCCAGACUGACACCCAGGCUACUGUUCCAGACUGACACCAGGCUACUGUUCCAGACUGACACCCAGGCUACUGUUCCAGACUGACACCCAGGCUACUGUUCCAGACUGACACCCAGGCUACUGUUCCAGACUGACACCAGGCUACUGUUCCAGACUGACACCAGGCUACUGUUCCAGACUGACACCCAGGCUACUGUUCCAGACUGACACCCAGGCUACUGUUCCAGACUGACACCCAGGCUACUGUUCCAGACUGACACCCAGGCUACUGUUCCAGACUGACACCCAGGCUACUGUUCCAGACUGACACCCAGGCUACUGUUCUAGACUGACACCAGGCUACUGUUCCAGACUGACACCCAGGCUACUGUUCCAGACUGACACCAGGCUACUGUUCUAGACUGACACCAGGCUACUGUUCCAGACUGACACCCAGGCUACUGUUCCAGACUGACACCAGGCUACUGUUCUAGACUGACACCCAGGCUACUGUUCCAGACUGACACCAGGCUACUGUUCCAGACUGACACCCAGGCUACUGUUCCAGACUGACACCCAGGCUACUGUUCUAGAUUGUGUCUAAAUUAAUUCUCACACCUUGGUGUGUGUGUGUAACAAAGGUGAUGUGAUGAUCUUAUCUCCUAAUCCUUCAGUCUGUCUCCCAGUGUGUCUGAUAACAGUGGUAAACUGGUGGUCCAAGAGAUAGCCAUGCAGCCUCUGACUCAGGACCUGCUGCACUCCACGGUACAACGACUUUAUUAUGCACUCAAUAUCAUGAUUAACCUCAUUCUAACUUUUAUUUAAUUUCAUUCGUAUAACUAUACAUUUUCAUAUUUUUACUGUGUAAUUCAUCACACAUUGCUUAACAGAAGACCUUAGUCUGCAUGGCCUGUUCAGCUUUUCCAUUACACUCUCUCUCUCUCUCUCUCUCUCUCUCUCUCUCUCUCUCUCUCUCUCCUCUCUCUCUCUCUCUCUCUCUCUCUCUCCUCCCCCUCCCUCACUCCCUGUUAGGACUGCUAUAUUGUGGACCAGGGUGGUUCGAGUGUGUUGGUGUGGAAGGGAAAGGAGUCGUCUAGUGAGGAGCGUCGCUCGGCACUGAGCAGGGCAGUGGUGAGUCACAGUGGACCAAGUGGAACAGGAACACAGCAUUACUGUAACCAAAAUCAAAGUAUGACUAAAUUACAUGCACAUCUCAAGUUAGGAUUCAACCCUCAAUGCAGAGUAAACGUCCCUCACCCUCUAUCCUCUGUAGGGCUUCAUCAAGGCUAAGAACUACUCAAGCAGCACUAAUGUGGAGGUGAUGGCAGAAGGAGGAGAAUCAGCCAUGUUCAAACACCUCUUCAUUUCAUGGAGAGAGAAUGGACAGACAAAGGGCCUGGGGAAUGUGUACUCCACUGGGAAGAUAGGUAACUACUAACUAACCAAGAUAGGUAACUACUAACUAACCAAGAUAGGUAACUACUACCAACUAACCAAAUAGGUAACUACUACCAACUAACCAAAUAGGUAACUACUAACUAACCAAGAUAGGUAACUACUACCAACUAACCAAAUAGGUAACUACUAACUAACCAAGAUAGGUAACUACUACCAACUAACCAAAUAGGUAACUACUACCAACUAACCAAAUAGGUAACUACUAACUAACCAAGAUAGGUAACUACUACCAACUAACCAAAUAGGUAACUACUACCAACUAACCAAAUAGGUAACUACUACCAACUAACCAAGAUAGGUAAAUACUACUAACUAACCAAAUAGGUAACUACUACCAACUAACCAAAUAGGUAACUACUACCAACUAACCAAAUAGGUAACUACUACCAACUAACCAAAUAGGUAACUACUACCAACUAACCAAAUAGGUAACUACUACCAACUAACCAAAUAGGUAACUACUACCAACUAACCAAAUAGGUAACUACUACCAACUAACCAAGAUAGGUAAAUACUACUAACUAACCAAAUAGGUAACUACUACCAACUAACCAAAUAGGUAACUACUACCAACUAACCAAAUAGGUAACUACUACCAACUAACCAAAUAGGUAACUACUACCAACUAACCAAAUAGGUAAAUACUACUAACUAACCAUAGACUAACUAUGCAAUCUCCAUAGACAAACAUUGGCAGUAGAAUGACCUUACUGAAGAGCUCAGUGUCUUUCAACGUGGCACAGUCAUAGGAUGCCACUUUCCAACAAGUGACUUAGUCAAAUUUCUGCCCUGCUAGAGUUGCCCCGGUCAACUGUCAGUGCUGUUAUUGUGAAGUGGAAGCGUCUAGGAGCAACAAUGGCUCAGCCGCGAAGUGGUAGGACACACAAGCUCACAGAACGGGACCGCCGAGCGCUGAAGCACGUAGUGAGUAAAAAUCGUCUGUCCUCGGUUGCAACACUCACUACCGAGUUCCAAACUGCCUCUGGAAGCAACUCAGCACAAUAACUGUUCGUCGGGAGCUUCGUGAAAUGGGUUUCCAUGGCCGAGCAGCUGCACACAAGCCUAACAUCACCAUGCGCAAUGCCAAGCAUCGGCUGGAGUGGUGUAAAGCUUGCCACCAUUGGACUCUAGAGCAGUGGAAAUGUGUUCUCUGGAGUGAUGAAUCACGCUUCACCAUCUGGCAGUCCGACAGACGAAUCUGGGUUUGGCGGAUGCCAGGAGAACGCUACCUGCCCCAAUGCAUAGUGCCAACUGUAAAGUUUGGUGGAGGAGGAAUAAUGGUCUGGGGCUGUUUUUCAUGGUUCGGGCUAGGCCCCUUAGUUCCAGUGAAGGGAAAUCUUAAUGCUACAGCAUACAAUGACAUUCUAGACGACUCAGUGCUUCCAACUUUGUGGCAACAGUUUGGGGAAGGCCCUUUCCUGUUUCAGCAUGACAAUGCCCCUGUGCACAAAGCGAGGUCCAUAAAGAAAUGGUUUGUUGAGAUCGGUGUGGAAGAACUUGACUGUCCUGCACAGAGCCCUGACCUCAACCCCAUCGAACACCUUUGGGAUGAAUUGGAACGCCGACUGCGAGCCAGGCCUAAUCGCCCAACAUCAGUGCCCGACCUCACUAAUGCUCUUGUGGCUGAAUUGAAGCAAGUCCCCGCAUCAAUGUUCCAACAUCUAGUGGAAAGCCUUCCCAGAAGAGUGGAGGCUGUUAUAGCAGCAAAGGGGAGACCAACUCCAUAUUAAUGCCCAUGAUUUUGGAAAUGAGAUGUUCGACAAGCAGGCGUCCACAUACUUUUAGUGUAUGUAACUACUAUUAACUAAGACAGGUCUCUAGCAGCCAAGAUAGGUAACUACUACUAACUAACUAAGAUAGGUAGCUACUAUUAACUAACCAAGACAGUUAACUACUAACCAACCAAGAUAUGUAACUACUACUAACUAACCAAUAUAUGUAACUACUAUUAACUAACUUAGGUAACAACUACACAACACACACACACACACUACACACACUACACACACACACACAACACACACACACACACUACACACACUACACAAUGAGCAACUUCUGUACUCUACAGUCCAGGUAGAUAUAUACUACUAACUAAUUAAGAUAGUAACAGUGCCUUCAGAAAGUAUUCGCACCUCUUGACUUCUUCCACAUUUUGUUGUAUUCAAGUCUGAAUUUAAAAUGGUGGUCCUCUGUAGCUCAGCUGGUAGAGCACGGCGCUUAUAACGCCAAGGUAGUGGGUUCGAUCCCCGGGACCACCCAUACACAAAAAAUGUAUGCACGCAUGACUGUAAGUCGCUUUGGAUAAAAGCGUCUGCUAAAUGGCAUAUUAUUAUUAUAAAAUGGAUAGACAUUUUUACUAAUUCAUCCUUAAAUCUGUUGACGCACCCGUCCAUCAAUCUAAGUAACAUAAUAAGUAAAUCCCCAUCAAAAUCCUUCAGUUUAAGCUAGAGAUAUCUGUUUUUUUGCAUGUGCUGGGUCUCAAUCCACCACAUCCUCCUGUGUCGGCCUUCCACACCUGCGGUGAAAGGUGGCCGAGCUACAGCGGUGUUUGUCAGACCAUGAGACAUCCCGAAAAUCAGUCUUCAUACGAAAAUGUCUGAAGUGUCCGAACGGUUUGGCCUCCAAGCUAUCAUGACCACUCUAUGGAAAGAUCCAGACUCUCACUGACACGACAUAGCAGUGGUAACCCAGAUAUCAGCUCCGAUCAGACUCUCACUGACACGACAUAGCAGUGGUAACCCAGAUAUCAGCUCCGAUCAGACUCUCACUGACACGAUAUAGCAGUGGUAACCCAGAUAUCAGCUCAGAUCAGACUCUCACUGACACGACAUAGCAGUGGGUAACCAGAUAUUAGCUCCGAUCAGACUCUCACUGACACGACAUAGCAGUGGUAACCCAGAUAUCAGCUCCGAUCAGACUCUCACUGACACGAUAUAGCAGUGGUAACCCAGAUAUCAGCUCAGAUCAGACUCUCACUGACACGACAUAGCAGUGGUAACCCAGAUAUUAGCUCCGAUCAGACUCUCACUGACACGACAUAGCAGUGGUAACCCAGAUAUCAGCUCCGAUCAGACUCUCACUGACACGACAUAGCAGUGGUAGGCAACCCUGUUCCUGGAGCUCCGCAGGCGCUUCAUGUUUUGAUUUAUCCGACCUGGAAGACCAGGUGUGUUGAAUUUAGGCAAUCACUGAACUGAUCAAUCAGCUCAGUUGGUCAGGUGUGGUGCCUAGUUGGAACAAUAUCCUGCAGUACCUUCAGAACUCCAGGAACAGGGGGUUGCCUUCCCCUGCAAUAUAGUACAGACACUUCAAAACCUUAUUCCUUAUGAUUUAUUUUCUGACUGUCUGUUUUGCCAUUUAUGAGUGUGCAUUUAUUCAAUGUGUUUUUUUAUCCCCCCCCCCCCAAAAAAAAUAUAUAUAUAUAUUUGCCUAUGGGGGUCCUACAAUUAAAAAUCUAAUAGCUAAAUGAUCCAUGGUUUGACCAUCUUAAAACAAUUCCAUAUGUUAGCUUAGUAAAACUAGUUAUUAAUUAGACUUUGGAUGGUUUAUCAAUACACCCAGUCACUACAAAGAUACAGCCGCUCAGGGAUUUCACCAUGAGGCCAUUGGUGACUUUAAAACAGUUACAGAGUCUAAUGUCAGUGAUAGGAGAAAACUGGGGAUGGAUCAACAACAUUGUAGUUACUCCACAAUACUAACCUAAAUGACAGUGUGAAAAGAAGGAAGUCUGUACAGAAUAAAAAAUAUUCCAGAACAUGCGUCCUGUUUGCAAUAAGGCACUAAAUGUGGCAAAGAAAUUAACUUUAUGUCCUGAAUACAAAGCGUUAUGUUUGGGGCAAAUCCAACACAACACAUCACUGAGUACCAUUCUUCAAAUUUUCAAGCAUGGUGGUGGCUGCAUCAUGUUGUGUGUAUGCUUGUCAUUUGCAAGGGAAUAGAGCAAUGCACAGACUAAAUCCUAGAGGAAAACCUGGUUCAGUUUGCUUUCCAACAGACACUGGGAGACAAAUUCACCUUUCAGCAGGACAAUAACCUAAAACACAAGGCCAAAUCUACGCUGGAGUUUCUUACCAAGAUGACAUUGAAUGUUUCUGAGUGGCCUAGUUACAGUUUUGACUUAAAUCGGCUUGAAAAUCUAUGGCAAGACUUGAAAAUGGCUGUCUAGCAAUGAAAAACAACCAACUUGAAGGAUUUUUUAAAUAAUAAUAAUAAUUCAAUCCAGGUGUGCAAUGUAUUGACUCAGGGGUGUGAAUACUUCUGUAAAAUAGAUAUUUCUGUAUUUCAUUUUCAAUACAUUUUGCAAAAAUUUCGAAAAACAUGUUUUCAGUUUGUCAUUAUGGGGUAUUGUGUGUAGAUGGGUGAGAUGUUUUAUUUUAUUUAAUCCAUUUUAAAUUCAGGCUGUAACACAACAAAAUGUGGAAUAAGUCAAGGGGUCUGAAUACUUUUUGAAUGCACUGUAACUAGCUACAUAAAAUAAAUAUGGAAGAUUAGGUGACUAACUAAACAACAACAACUUCUUCACAAUGAGUAACUUCUGUACACUGUAAAUACAUCCUUAACAACCCUGGCUUUUGUUCCAUCUCAACACCUGUCCUGUCCUGUAGCUAAGGUUGAGCAGGUGAAGUUUGAUGUGAUGGAGCUCCAUGCUCGUCCUGAACUGGCAGCACAGCAACGCAUGGUGGACGACGCCUCUGGACAGGUUCAGGUGAGACACGCGCGCCCACACCAAGGUUUUCAAUGGAGUUGUCAAUCUUUUGGGGGAUUUCAAGCUACUGAAUCUAUGGGGUAAAUGCUGUCAGGAGAGGACGAUAUUUCAAACCUAACUUACUAGGUAGCUAACUUGAUUCUACUUACAUAUACUACUAAUGUUAAAACACAUUGGAUUGUUGUAAACAUGGGUUAAAGUUCUUUGAACUAUAUGUUUAAACUAUACAACCUAAAUGUCUCCUAGCCUCCCACACAUGCUUUCUGUCCUAACACUAAAACUAAAACUGAAACUAAAUAAUUAAAAAAACAAAUAUAUAUAUUUUUAUACAACUAAAUAAAAACUAGCAACUCAGGUCUGAAAACGAACAAAACGGAACUUCAAAUAAACUGAACUUCAAAUAGAAAUAGAAAAAGUUAUAGAAAUAAAAACUGUAGUGACCUUGGCCCACACACACGCAGGCACACACACACAAAUACACACACGCACACACACACACACAUAGCUCACGCCAGAUCGUCAUUUCCUGUCACUUCCUGUUGAACGCGGAACGAGGGAGAGCUCGGUUUGUUAUUUUGGAAAGUUUUUUGUUUUAAAAGUGUAUUAGUAGCUAGCUAACUUUUUUGUUUGGAUCCCGCGACACUAGUUGCUGGGAACUUUGUUCUAAAGCUGUAUCUAUACCCAUUGGAUGCAGUGAUCACAAUAUAGUGGCUAUAUCCAGGAAAGCCAAAGUUCCAACAGCUGGGCCUAAAAUAGUGUAUAAGAGGUCAUACAAAAGAUUUGGCUGUGACUCUUAUGUGGAUGAUGUUAAAAAUAUUUGUUGGUCUGAUGUGAUUAAUAAGGAGCAUCCAGACGCUGCACUUGAUGAAUUUAUGAAAUUGCUUCUUCCAAUUAUUGAUAAACAUGCACCUGUUAAGACACGGACUGUUAGAGCUGUUAAGGCUCCAUGGAUUGAUGAGGAAUUGAAAAACUGUCUGGUUGAAAGAGACGGGGCAGAAGGAGUGGCUAAUAAGACUGGCUGCACAUCUGACUGGCUGACUUACUGCAAAUUGAGAAAUUAUGUGACUAAACUCAACAAAAGAAGAAGAAACUGACUUAUGAAGCCAGGAUCAAUGAUAUAAAGAAUGAUGGGGGAAAAAACUUGAGUACUUUAAAUGAAAUUAUGGGCAGAAAGACAAAUUCAACUCCAUCUUUCAUCGAAUCAGAUGGCUUAUUCAUCACAAAACCAUUUGAUGUUGCCAAUUAUUUACAUGAUUACUUCACUGGCAAAGUGGGAAACGUAGGCAGGAAAUGCCAACAACGAACAGUGAGCCAUCGUAUUCAUGCAUAAAAAAACUAAUAAUGAAAGAAAAGCAUUGGAAGUUUGAGUUUUGUAAAGUUAGUGUGGGAGAGGUGGUUAAUAUAUUGUUAUCGAACAAUAAUGACAAACCUGCUGGCAUUGACAAAUUACAUGGAAAGCUACUGAGGAUGGUAGCUGACUCUAUAGCCACUCCUAUCUGUCAUAUCUUUAAUCUGAGCCUAGAGGAAAGUCUUUGUCCUCAGGCCUGGAGGGAAGCUAAAGUCAUUCCGCUACCCAAGAAUGGUAAAGCAGCCUUUACUGGGUCUAACAGCAGACCAAUAAGCUUACUACCAGCUCUUAGCCAACUGUUGGAAAAAAUGGUGUUUGACCAAAUACAAUGCUAUUUCUCUGUAAACAAAUUAACAACAGACUUUCAGCAUGCUUAUAGAGAAGGGCACUCAACAUGUACUGCACUGACACAAAUUACUGAUGAUUGGUUGAAAGAAAUUGAUAAUAAGAAGAUUGUGGGAGCUGUACUGUUACAUUUCAGUGCAGCCUUUGACAUUAUUGACCAUAACCUGUUGUUGAGAAAACGUAUGUUAUGGCUUUUCAACCUCUGCCAUAGUGUGGAUUCAGAGCUAUCUAUCUAAUAGAACUCAAACGGUUUUCUUUAAUGGAAGCUUCUCUAAUGUUAAACAUGUAAAGUGUGGUGUACCGCAGGGAAGAUCUCUAGGCCCUCUACUCUUUUCUUGUUUUACCAAUGACCUUUCACUGGCAUUAAACAAAGCAUGUGUGUCCAUGUAUGCUGAUGAUUCAACUAUAUACGCAUCAGCAAACACAGCUAAUGAAGUCACUGAAACGCUUAACAAAGAGUUGCAGUCUGUUUUGGAAUGGGUGGCCAGUAAAAAACUGGUCCUGAACAUCUCCAUAACUAAGUGCAAUGUAUUUGGUACAAAUCAUUCCCUAAGUUCUAGACCUCAGCUGAAUCUGGUAAUAAAUGGUGUGGCUGUUACACAAGUUGAGGAGACUAAAUUACUUGGCGUUACCUUAGAUUGUGAACUGUCAUGGUCAAAACAUAUAGAUUCAAAGGUUGUAAAGAUGGGGAGAGGUCUGUCCGUAAUAAUGAAUGCUGCAAGGAAAGACCUAGUUAAGCUGCAGCUGGCCCAGAACAGAGCGACAUGUCUUGCUCUUCAUUGUAAUCAGAGGACUAAUAUUAAUACUAUGCAUGCCAGUCUCUCUUGGCUAAGAGUUGAGGAGAGACAGACUGCAUCACUUCUUCUUUUUAUAAGAAACAUUCAUGUGUUGAAAAUUCUAAAUUGUUUGCAUAGUCAACUUACACACAGCUCUGACACACACACUUACCCACCAGACAUGCCACCAGGGGUCUUUCCACAGUCCCCAAAUUCAAAACAAAUUCAAGAAAGCAUACAGUAUUAUAUAAAGCCAUUAUUGAAUGGAUCUCCAUUCCAUCUCAGAUUGCUCAAAUGAACAGCAAACCUGGUUUAAACAAACAGAUAAAGCAACACCUCACGGCACAACGCCUCUCCCCUAUUUGACCUAGAUAGUUUGUGUGUAAGUAUUGAUAUGGAUGUAGUUCUGUCCUUGAGCUGUUCUUGUCUAUUAAUGUUCUGUAUUAUGUAAUGUUUCAUGUUCUGUGUGGACCCCAGGAAGAGUAGCUGCUGCUUUUACAACAGCUAAUGGGGAUCCUAAUAAAAAAUAAAAUAUAAUAACAAACACCCACUCACACACUUACUUACUUAAACUUGUAAUGGUCUUUGUCCAGAUCUGGCGCAUAGAGGACCUGGAGUUGAGAGAGCUCCACCCCAGCUCGUUCGGUCAGUUCUAUGGAGGAGACUGUUACCUGCUGCUCUAUACCUACAAGAGAGCUAACAAGCUGCAAUACAUACUCUACAUGUGGCAGGUGAGACACCCCCUACUGACAACCACGGGUUCUAACCAUGAUGUCUUCUUUAGUGUAUAUAAUGCCUCGAGCUCCAGCAUUAUAGUGGUGGUCAAUAUUACACUAGUCAGUGGUUCGUUUAUUAAACACUUUAUUAAACACUAGACGCUGAGACUAGUCAGUGGUUCGUUUAUUAAACACUUUAUUAAACACUAGACGCUGAGACUAGUCAGUAGUUAGUUUAUUAAACACUUUAUUAAACACUAGAGGCUGAGACUAGUCAGUGGUUAGUUUAUUAAACACUUUAUUAAACACUAGACGCUGAGACUAGUCAGUAGUUAGUUUAUUAAACACUUUAUUAAACACUAGAAGCUUAGACUAGUCAGUGGUUAGUUUACUAAACACUUUAUUAAACACUAGACGCUGAGACUAGUCAGUGGUUAGUUUAUUAAACACUUUAUUAAACACUAGACGCUGAGACUAGUCAGUAGUUAGUUUAUUAAACACUUUAUUAAACACUAGAAGCUGAGACUAGUCAGUAGUUAGUUUAUUAAACACUUUAUUAAACACUAGAGGCUGAGACUAGUCAGUGGUUAGUUUAUUAAACACGUUAUUAAACACUAGACGCUGAGACUAGUCAGUAGUUAGUUUAUUAAACACAUUAUUAAACACUAGACGCUGAGACUAGUCAGUGUAUAGUUUAUUAAACACUAGAAGCUGAUACUAGUCAGUGUAUUGUUUAUUAAACACUAGAAGCUGAGACUAGUCAGUGUAUAGUUUAUUAAACACUAGAAGUUGAGACUAGUCAGUGUAUAGUUUAUUAAACACUAGAAGCUGAUACUAGUCAGUGUAUAGUUUAUUAAACACUAGAAGUUGAGACUAGUCAGUGUAUAGUUUAUUAAACACUAGAAGCUGAUACUAGUCAGUGUGUUGUUUAUUAAACACUAGAAGCUGAGACUAGUCAGUGUAUAGUUUAUUAAACACUAGAAGCUGAGACUAGUCAGUGUGUUGUUUAUUAAACACUAGAAGCUGAGACUAGUCAGUGUAUAGUUUAUUAAACACUAGAAGCUGAGACUAGUCAGUGUAUAGUUUAUUAAACACUAGAAGCUGAGACUAGUCAGUGUAUAGUUUAUUAAACACUAGAAGCUGAGACUAGUCAGUGUAUAGUUUAUUAAACACUAGAAGCUGAGACUAGUCAGUGUAUAGUUUAUUAAACACUAGAAGCUGAGACUAGUCAGUGUAUAGUUUAUUAAACACUAGAAGCUGAUACUAGUCAGUGUGUUGUUUAUUAAACACUAGAAGCUGAGACUAGUCAGUGUAUAGUUUAUUAAACACUAGAAGCUGAGACUAGUCAGUGUAUAGUUUAUUAAACACUAGAAGCUGAGACUAGUCAGUGUAUUGUAUAUUAAACACUAGAAGCUGAGACUAGUCAGUGUAUAGUUUAUUAAACACUGGAAGCUGAGACUAGUCAGUGUAUAGUUUAUUAAACACUAGAAGCUGAGACUAGUCAGUGUAUAGUUUAUUAAACACUAGAAGCUGAGACUAGUCAGUGUAUAGUUUAUUAAACACUAGAAGCUGAGACUAGUCAGUGUAUAGUUUAUUAAACACUAGAAGCUGAGACUAGUCAGUGUAUAGUUUAUUAAACACUAGAAGCUGAUACUAGUCAGUGUGUUGUUUAUUAAACACUAGAAGCUGAGACUAGUCAGUGUAUAGUUUAUUAAACACUAGAAGCUGAUACUAGUCAGUGUGUUGUUUAUUAAACACUAGAAGCUGAGACUAGUCAGUGUAUAGUUUAUUAAACACUAGAAGCUGAUACUAGUCAGUGUGUUGUUUAUUAAACACUAGAAGCUGAUACUAGUCAGUGUAUUGUUUAUUAAACACUAGAAGCUGAGACUAGUCAGUGUAUAAUUUAUUAAACACUAGAAGCUGAUACUAGUCAGUGUGUUGUUUAUUAAACACUAGAAGCUGAUACUAGUCAGUGUAUUGUUUAUUAAACACUAGAAGCUGAGACUAGUCAGUGUAUAGUUUAUUAAACACUAGAAGCUGAGACUAGUCAGUGUAUAGUUUAUUAAACACUAGAAGCUGAGACUAGUCAGUGGUUAGUUUAUUAAACACUAGAAGCUGAGACUAGUCAGUGUAUAGUUUAUUAAACACUAGAAGCUGAGACUAGUCAGUGUAUAGUUUAUUAAACACUAGAAGCUGAGACUAGUCAGUAGUUAGUUUAUUAAACACUUUAUUAAACACUAGAGGCUGAGACUAGUCAGUGGUUAGUUUAUUAAACACUUUAUUAAACACUAGACGCUGAUACUAGUCAGUGUGUUGUUUAUUAAACACUAGAAGCUGAGACUAGUCAGUGUAUAGUUUAUUAAACACUAGAAGCUGAGACUAGUCAGUGUAUAGUUUAUUAAACACUAGAAGCUGAGACUAGUCAGUGGUUAGUUUAUUAAACACUAGAAGCUGAGACUAGUCAGUGUAUAGUUUAUUAAACACUAGAAGCUGAGACUAGUCAGUGUAUAGUUUAUUAAACACUAGAAGCUGAGACUAGUCAGUAGUUAGUUUAUUAAACACUUUAUUAAACACUAGAGGCUGAGACUAGUCAGUGGUUAGUUUAUUAAACACGUUAUUAAACACUAGACGCUGAGACUAGUCAGUAGUUAGUUUAUUAAACACAUUAUUAAACACUAGACGCUGAGACUAGUCAGUGUAUAGUUUAUUAAACACUAGAAGCUGAUACUAGUCAGUGUAUUGUUUAUUAAACACUAGAAGCUGAGACUAGUCAGUGUAUAGUUUAUUAAACACUAGAAGUUGAGACUAGUCAGUGUAUAGUUUAUUAAACACUAGAAGCUGAUACUAGUCAGUGUAUAGUUUAUUAAACACUAGAAGUUGAGACUAGUCAGUGUAUAGUUUAUUAAACACUAGAAGCUGAUACUAGUCAGUGUGUUGUUUAUUAAACACUAGAAGCUGAGACUAGUCAGUGUAUAGUUUAUUAAACACUAGAAGCUGAGACUAGUCAGUGUAUUGUUUAUUAAACACUAGAAGCUGAGACUAGUCAGUGUAUAGUUUAUUAAACACUAGAAGCUGAGACUAGUCAGUGUAUAGUUUAUUAAACACUAGAAGCUGAGACUAGUCAGUGUAUUGUUUAUUAAACACUAGAAGCUGAGACUAGUCAGUGUAUAGUUUAUUAAACACUAGAAGCUGAGACUAGUCAGUGUAUAGUUUAUUAAACACUAGAAGCUGAUACUAGUCAGUGUGUUGUUUAUUAAACACUAGAAGCUGAGACUAGUCAGUGUAUAGUUUAUUAAACACUAGAAGCUGAGACUAGUCAGUGUAUAGUUUAUUAAACACUAGAAGCUGAGACUAGUCAGUGUAUAGUUUAUUAAACACUGGAAGCUGAGACUAGUCAGUGUAUAGUUUAUUAAACACUAGAAGCUGAGACUAGUCAGUGUAUAGUUUAUUAAACACUAGAAGCUGAGACUAGUCAGUGUUUUGUUUAUUAAACACUAGAAGCUGAGACUAGUCAGUGUAUUGUUUAUUAAACACUUAAUUAAACACUAGAAGCUGAGACUAGUCAGUGUAUAGUUUAUUAAACACUGGAAGCUGAGACUAGUCAGUGUAUAGUUUAUUAAACACUAGAAGCUGAGACUAGUCAGUGUAUAGUUUAUUAAACACUAGAAGCUGAUACUAGUCAGUGUAUUGUUUAUUAAACACUAGAAGCUGAGACUAGUCAGUGUAUAGUUUAUUAAACACUAGAAGCUGAGACUAGUCAGUGUAUAGUUUAUUAAACACUAGAAGCUGAGACUAGUCAGUGUAUAGUUUAUUAAACACUAGAAGCUGAGACUAGUCAGUGGUUAGUUUAUUAAACACUAGAAGCUGAUACUAGUCAGUGUAUAGUUUGUUAACCUCUACGGGAUCGGUGUCCCGUAUACGGGACGGUUGAGCUAACGUGCGCUAAUGUGAUUAGCAUGACUGUUGUAAGUAACAGCAAACUUUCCAGGACAUAGACAUGUCUUAUAUGGGCAGAAAGCUUACAUUCUUGUUAAUCUAACUGCACUGUCCAAUUUACAUUAGCCAUUUCAGUGAAAAAAUGCAAUGCUAUUGUUUGAGGAGAGUGCAACAAAAAAAUUGUUUGAUACAUUCACUUCUGAAGGUAAAGAAUGUACUUACAUUCAGUAAUCUUGCUCUGAUUUGUCAUCCUAAGGGUCUCAGAGAUAAAAUGUAGCAUAGUUUUGUUUGAUAAAAUCCAUUUUUAUAUUCAAAUGUAGGAACUGGGUUCUACAGUUUGAACCCCUGCAGUCUCUGUCUCCAAACCCAACCCGCCCGGCCAUCUAAAUGUGUGAAAGUUAGUGUAUAAGCAACUGAUCCAUCACUAUGGUUAUGUACUUGAAAAUGUAUCAAUUGACCAAUUCGGCACAUUUGGGCAGACUUGAUAAGAAAUAGUCCAGUAUUGCAAUGCUUCACUGCAUCAAUCUGAAAAUGUGCAUACACACUGCUGCCAUCUAGUGGCCAAAAUCUAAAUUGCGCCUAAACUGCAAUAUUAAAUUGUGGCCUUUCUCUUGCAUUUCAAAUAUGAUGGAACAAAAACAAAACAAAAAACACAUAUUUUUUUGUUUGUAUUAUCUUUUACCAGAUCUAAUGUGUUAUAUUCUCCUACAUUAAUUUCACAUUUCUACAAACUUCAAAGUGUUUCCUUUCAAAUGGUAUCAAGAAUAUGCAUAUCCUUGCUUCAGGUCCUGAGCUACAGGCAGUUAGAUUUGGGUAUGUCAUUUUAGGCGAAAAUUGAAAAAAAAUUGUCAGAGACUGGCUGAGACUAUUAACCACCAGAAGCUGAGACUAGUCAGUUUAUAGUUUAUUAACCUGUUUGUUGUGCUGGGUGUGUGUGACUGACGUGUGUCUUGGUUUACGGUGCAGGGGCGCCAUGCUACCAAGGAUGAGAUCACAGCGUGUGCCUACCAGGCCGUUGCCCUGGACAACAAGUACAGCGGAGCGCCGGUCCAAGUCAGGGUGGUCAUGGGUAAAGAGCCGCGUCACUUCCUGGCCAUCUUUAAAGGAAAACUCAUCAUCUUCGAGGUAAGACGAUCUUUCAUCUGGUGAUGUAGUCCUUCAUCUUAAAGGGAUAGUUCAUCCAAAAUCUUAUUUUCGGUCACAUUUCCCUUUCCUUGAGUUUUGUCUGAAGGUCCAUGGUGACAGAAUCCACAAUAAUCCAUGAUUUGCUUCUGUCUACAGCCUGAAGUUAGCAUGUUAGCAUGGUCAGAUUUCAUCAGUGGUUCCAGGCGAACCGAUGUUAGCAAAGCUGCACUGCAAGCCAAAACUUCCUCAAAAACACUUCAAACUAAGUUCGGUAGAGUCCAUAAUCAUGAAGAACCUGUCCAUGUUUUCUUCACCAUGGGAAUGUUGUUAUCUUGGUCUAAUGGUCUAAUGCUCUGAUACUUCCUAUGUUUACCCGUCAGUUUUGUUCACAUCUGGAAAGCAAACCAUGUCGAAGUGCAGCUUUGCUAACAUCGGUUCGCCUGAUGAAAUCUGACGACGCUAACAUGCUAACUUCAGUCUGUAGACAGAAGUAAAUCAUGGAUUAUUGUGGAUUCUGUCACCAUGGACCUUCAGACAAAACUCAAGGAAAGGGAAAUGUUACCGAAAGUAAGAUUUUGGAUGAACUAUCCCUUUAAGAUGAGGGACUAUGUGUGUGUGUGUGUGUGUGUGUGUCUGUGCAGGGUGGAACAGGCAGAGCGGGGGUGACUGGCCCAGGUCCAGGAGCCAGACUGUUCCAGGUUCGAGGGACUAAUGAGUUGAACACCAAGGCUACUGAGGUCCCAGCCCGCUCCUCAUCACUCAACACCAACGAUGUCUUCCUGCUAAAAACUGACCACAUUAUUUAUAUGUGGUAUGGCAAGGUACUGCACUGUUGCCUGUGGUAUGACAAGGUUCAACACUGUUCCCUGUAGUAUGACAAGGUUCUACACUGUUACCUGUGGUAUGACAAGGUACGAUGUUUGACAGGGAUUAUACAAUGGGUGGGUCUAAUCCUGAAUGCUGAUUGGAUAAAACCGCAUUCCAGCCAUUGUGUAUUCCACAAGUUACCACCGGCUAAAUCUGUGACGUAAAAAUCCUAUUUACUCUGUUCCAUCUGACUGCGCAAUCCACUGUCCCAUCAGCCCAGCCAGGCAAUUUAUAAACUUGAUCUCCACUAUAAAAAGUAUCUAGACACUAUCUCACAUUUCUUUUAGACUAACAUUUCGUUUUCAACAGCGGAGAUUUGUAUAAACCUUGUUGUCUGUUUUCCGACAUUUGCAACAUUGUUUCAAUAUUCAACUUCGAUCUCCAGCUGUCCCAUAGUAAUGAACAUGUUGGGAGUCGGGACGAGACGGACAGACAGCGUUUCUCAGCCAGUCAAAAUCAUGAAUCAUCUGGCAUCAUUUUUUUGGAUAUAUACAGUGGGGAGAACAAGUAUUUGAUACACUGCCGAUUUUUUUUGCAAUGAAAUGCAAAUUAAUUACAUAAAAAUCAUACAAUGUGAUUUUCUGGAUUUUUGUUACAGACCUCUACAUGCUUUGUAAGUAGGAAAACCUGCAAAUUCGGCAGUGUAUCAAAUACUUGUUCUGCCCACUGCACAAGGAAAUGUCAAUUGAAAAAAAGUAAAACGAAACGAAGUGCAGCUAGUUUGCAGUCUUUCCAGCUUCAGUUUGAAGUGAUUGUGUUACUGUAGCUGUGUUGUUGGCUAGCUCCUCUGAACAACAGUGUCCUUGACAAGUGAGCACAUUUUCUAUGCCAGGCGAACUCGCACCUCAUUAGCUCAUUGUUAUGGAUGUAUCCAAAUAAAUGUCUGUAGAAAACAGCCUAAACAAGUGCAAAUGUGACUACUUUGCUGUUAUUCUGGCUGCACUUUUUGACGUAACUGUAAGUUAGCCGUAUUUGGCUAGCUAGCAAGCAAUGGAUAAGAACGUUGCCAGCCAGUAAGGAAAUGGAACAUCAAGAACGAACGACUGGGUUGCGUCCAUAGAUACAGAAAAAAAGACUGAACGAUUGGGUCGCGUCUCUGGCAACCGAACCGAUAGAACGAACGACCAGCCGGCUUUCAUGUGUCUGUUUUGUAUCUGACAUGUACCUGUAUGUUACAUGUUCUGUCUCAGGGUUGUAGUGGUGAUGAGAGAGAGAUGGCAAAGGCGGUGUCAGACGUUCUGUCCAGGCAGGAUAAACAGGUUGUUACGGAGGGACAGGAGCCUGCUGAGUUCUGGGUGGCUCUGGGAGGGAAGGCCCCCUACGCCUGCGACAAGAGGUAUACACACACUGAUGACACGGUACACACACACUGCUGACAAGGUAUACACAGACUGAUGACACGGUAUACACACACUGAUGACACGGUAUACACACACUGCUGACACGGUAUACACAGACUGAUGACACGGUAUACACACACUGAUGACACGGUAUACACACACUGCUGACACGGUAUACACAGACUGAUGACACGGUAUACACACACUGAUGACACGGUAUACACACACUGCUGACACGGUAUACACACACUGAUGACACGGUAUAUACACACUGAUCAUAGUAGAACUAGGAUGAUACUAUAACUAGGAUGAUACUAUAACUAGGAUGAUACUAUAGGAUAUACUAUAACUGGAUGAACUAACUAGUGAACUAUAGGAUGAUACUAUAACUAGGAUGACUAUAACAAUGAUUAUAACUAGGAGAUUACUAUAGGAUGAUACUAUAACUAGGAUGAUACUAUAACUAGGAUGAUUACUAUAACUAGGAUGAUACUAUACACUAGGAUUAUGGAUGAUACUAUAACUAGGAUGAUACUAACUAGGAUGAUACUAUAGAACUAUAUGAUGAUACUAUAACUAGGAUGAUACUAUAUAGGAUGUAUAGAUAUACUAGGAUGAUACUAUAACUAGGAUGAUACUAUAACUAGGAUGAUACUAUAACUAGGAUGACUACUAACUAGGAUGAUACUUAACUAGGAUGAUCACUAUAACUAGGAUGAUACUAUCAGGAUGAUAUACUGCUUAUAACUAGGAUACUUCUGGAUGAUACUAUAGGAUGAUAACUAUAAACUAGGGGUUAGAACAUAAACUAGGAUGAUACUAUACUAGGAUGAUACUAAUAACUAAAGGAUGAUAUACUAUAGGAUGAUUACUAUGGGAUACUACUAGGAUGAUACUAUACUAGGAUGAUACUAUAACUAGGAUGAUACUAUAACUAGGGAUACACUAUAAACUAGGAUGAACAUAAUACUAAGGAUGAUACUAUAACUAGGAUGAUCUAUAACUAGGCUGAUAUACUAUAACUAGGAUGAUACUAUAACUAGGAUGAACUUAAUAACUAAUGGAUAUACUAUAGGGAUACAAACUAGUGAUACUAUAACUAGGAUAUGUGAUACUACUGAUGAACUAAGGAUGAUAUAUAAUAGGAUGAUACUAUAGGAUGAUACUAUAACUAGGAUGAUACUAUAACUAGGAUGACUUACUAGUAACAUAGGAUGAUACUAACAGGAUAUAUAAACUAGGAUGAUACUAACUAGGAUGAUUACUAUAACUAGGAUAAACUUACUAGGAUAACUAAGGAUGAUACUAUAACUAGGAUGAUACUAUACUAGGAUGAACUAUAGGAUGAUACUAUAACUAGGAUGAUACUAUAACUAGGAUGAUACUAUAACUAGGAGAUAUACUAUAACUAGGAUGAUACUAUAACUAGGAUGAUACUAGGAUGAUACUAUAACUAGGAUGAUACUAACUAGGAUGAUACUAUAACUAGGAUGAUACUAUAACUAGGAUGAUACUAUAACUAGGAUGAUACUAACUAGGAUGAUACUAUAACUAGGGAUGAUCUAUAUAGAUGAUACUAUAACUAGGAUGAUUAGAUGACUAUAACUAGGAUGAUACUAUAAGGAUGAUUACUGUAUACUACUAGGAUGAUACUAUAACUAGGAUGAUCACUAUAUAUCUAUGGAUGAUACUAGUUAACUAGGAUGAUACUAUAACUAGGAUGAUACUAUAACUAGGAUGAUACUAUAACUAGAUGAUACUAUAGGAUGAUACUAUAUAUCUAGGAUGAUACUAUAACUAGGAUGUAGAUAUACUAACUAGGAUAUCUGAUUACUAUAACAGGAUGAUACUAUACUAGAGAACUAAGGAUGAUACUAUAACUAGGAUGAUACUAUAACUAGGAUUGACUACUAUAAACUAGGAUGAUACUAUAACUAGGAUGAUACUAUAACUAGUUUAUGAGUACUAUAAUACUAGGUUAUGAUAACUAUAACUAGGAUGAUACUAUAACUAGGAUGAUACUAUAUAGAUGAUACUAAAAUAACUAUGGAUGUGAUACUAUAACUAGGAUGAUACUAUAACUAGGAUGAUACUAUAGGAUGAUACUAUAAACUAGGAUGAUACUAUAGGAUGAAUACUAGAUAACUAUGGAUGAUACUAUAACUAGGAUGAUACUAUAACUAGGAUGAUACUAUAACUAGGAUGAUACUAUAACUAGGAUUGAUACUAUAAACUAGGAUGAUACUAUAACUAGGAUGAUACUAUAACUAGAUGAUACUAUACUAGGAUGAUACUAUAACUAGGAUGAUACUAUAACUAGGAUGAUACUAUAACUAGGAUGAUACUAUAACUAGGAUGAUACUAUAACUAGGAUGACACUAUAACUAGGAUGAUACUAUAACUAGGAUGAUACUAUAACUAGGAUGAUACUAUAACUAGGAUGAUACUAUAACUAGGGUGAUACUAUAACUAGGGUGAUACUAUAACUAGGAUGAUACUAUAACUAGGAUGAUACUAUAACUAGGAUGAUACUAUAACUAGGAUGAUACUAUAACUAGGAUGAUACUAUAACUAGGAUGACACUAUAACUAGGGUGAUACUGUAACUAGGAUGAUACUAUAACUAGGAUGAUACUAUAACUAGGAUGAUACUAUAACUAGGAUGAUACUAUAGGAUGAUACUAUAACUAGGAUGAUACUAUAACUAGGAUGAUACUAUAACUAGGAUGACACUAUAACUAGGAUGAUACUAUAACUAGGAUGAUACUAUAACUAGUUUGAUACUAUAACUAGGAUGAUACUAUAACUAGGAUGAUACUAUAACUAGGAUGAUACUAUAGGAUGAUACUAUAACUAGGAUGAUACUAUAACUAGGAUGAUACUAUAACUAGGAUGACACUAUAACUAGGAUGAUACUAUAACUAGGAUGAUACUAUAACUAGUUUGAUACUAUAACUAGGAUGAUACUAUAACUAGGAUGAUACUAUAACUAGGAUGACACUAUAACUAGGAUGAUACUAUAACUAGGAUGAUACUAUAACUAGGAUGAUACUAUAGGAUGAUACUAUAACUAGGAUGAUACUAUAACUAGGAUGAUACUAUAACUAGGAUGACACUAUAACUAGGAUGAUACUAUAACUAGGAUGAUACUAUAACUAUGGUGAUACUAUAACUAGGGUGAUACUAUAACUAGGAUGAUACUAUAACUAGGAUGAUACUAUAACUAGGAUGACACUAUAACUAGGAUGAUACUAGGAUGACACUAUAACUAGGAUGAUACUAGGGUGAUACUAUAACUAGGAUGAUACUAUAACUAGGAUGACACUAUAACUACGAUGAUACUAUAACUAGGAUGAUACUAUAACUAGGGUGAUACUAUAACUAGGACCUAGAGUUUUCAUGGUCAGGUCCCUCUUGCAAUAUCUUUAGAUGUAAGCCUGCUAUUGAUCAGUCUAUCGUUCUGAACAUCAAAUGCUGUCAUGUGACAUCACAUCCUGUCUGUCAGACUGCAGAAGGAGGAGCCGACCCACAGCCCUCGGUUGUUUGAAUGCUCCAAUCAGACGGGUCGGUUCAGGAUGACAGAGGUGCAGGACUUGGCUCAGGAGGACCUGGACCAGGAUGAUGUCAUGCUGCUGGACACCUGGGAGGAGGUGAGGGUCAGGGGUCAUCACUAUGGUUACCUGGGAGGAGGUGAGGGGUCAGGGGCCAUCACUAUGGUUACUUGGGAGGAGGUGAGGGGUCAGGGUUCAUCACUAUGGUUACUUGAGAGGAGGUGAGGGGUCAGGGGUCAUCACUAUGGUUACCUGGGAGAAGAUGAGGGGUCAGGGGUCAUCACUAUGGUUACCUGGGAGGAGGUGAGGGGUCAGGGGCCAUCACUAUGGUUACCUGGGAGGAGGUGAGGGGUCAGGGGUCAUCACUAUGGUUACCUGGGAGAAGAUGAGGGGUCAGGGGUCAUCACUAUGGUUACCUGGGAGGAGGUGAGGGGUCAGGGGCCAUCACUAUGGUUACCUGGGAGGAGGUGAGGGAUCAGAGGCAAUCACUAUGGUUACCUGGGAGGAGGUGAGGGAUCAGGGGCCAUCACUAUGGUUACCUGGGAGGAGGUGAGGGAUCAGAGGCAAUCACUAUGGUUACCUGGGAGGAGGUGAGGGAUCAGGGGCCAUCACUAUGGUUACCUGGGAGGAGGUGAGGGGUCAGGGGUCAUCACUAUGGUUACCUGGGAGGAGUUGAGGAUCAGGGGUCAUCACUAUGGUUACCUGGGAGGAGAGUGAGGUGUCAGGGGCCAUAGUAUGAAAAUGUAUGCACUCACUAACUGUAAGUUGCUCUGGAUAAGAGCGUCUGCUAAAUGACUAAAAUGUAAAAAACUGUAAAUAACUGUGGUUACCUGGGAGGAGGUGAGGGGCCUCCUGUAGCUCAGUUGGUAGAGCAUAGCGCUUGCAACGCCAGGGUUGUGGGUUCGAUUCCCACGGGGGGCCAGUAUGAAAAAUGUAUGCACUCAGUAACUGUAUGUCGCUCUGGAUAAGAGCGUCUGCUAAAUGACUAAAAUGUAAAUGUCAUGGGUCAUCACUAUGGUUACCUGGGAGGAGGUGAGGGGUCAUUACCAGGGUCAUGGGACCUGGGCUCAGUCAAAUCCCCUGGUAACAUAUACAUACAGUAGUUGAUGAGGCAAGGAUCCACAUUCCAGUAGAGUUCUCAUGUAGAGCAUGAUCAUAAAGCCCAGUUCAGUUCAGGUGAACCAUAUCAUCAUUACCACUGAAUAACCCUGACUCCAUACCUGUCCAAUCCCGUCAGAUCUUCCUGUGGAUUGGCAGGUCUGCCAACGAAUAUGAGACCAAGGAAGCGUGUAACAGUGCUCUAGAAUACCUGAGGAACCACCCAGCGGGGCGGGACCCUGACACACCCAUCAUCUCCGUCAAACAGGGCUACGAGCCUCCAACCUUCACCGGAUGGUUCAGCGCAUGGGACCCUCACAAGUGGAGCGUGAGUAGGGCUGGGAUACCAUACCAGCCAUCACCACUAGAGGGAAUACUGGAGGAACUGGUAGAAAUGUGAUUGGAUGUGGUUUAUUGAAUAACUUCACCAAAGUGAAUUUAAUUUAUUAGGGGAAGAGGAUUCGAGUCAAUCUGUGUUUGUAAAUGUGUUCUGUGCAUGUACUUACAGUCAGGUAGAGUUUUAAUAAAUUGAUUUAUGAUUCUUAACAUGAAGAUCACAGACCAAACUGGUGUUAACAGACUCGUGGAUCUUCUCUUCUCAACAGGGAGGAUCCUCCUAUGAGGAAAUGAAACAAAAGUUGGGCGAUGUUUCGACUAUCUCUCAGAUUACUGUAGUAAGUGAUUCACUAACAAACUCUAAAAAUAAUGAAGUUAAUAACUCAACCAAGUAACAAAAAUAACCAUUAACCACCUUUAUUGUCAUUAUGAUAUAACCAGUACACGUCUAACCUUUGCAUGCAUCAAACAUGCAUGAUUGUAACUGAAGAAACAUGAAUUUACAUAUUUUCUAAAUCAUCCAACCAGCUUUCACCUGUUAGAGUGGAUAUCACCUGUUAGAGUGGAUAUCACCUGUUAGAGUGGAUAUCACCUGUUAGAGUGGAUAUCACCUGUUAGAGUGGAUAUCACCUGUUAGAGUGGAUAUCAGUUGUUAGAGUGGAUAUCACCUGUUAGAGUGGAUAUCAGCUCUUAGAGUGGAUAUCAGCUGUUAGAGUGGAUAUCAGUUGUUAGAGUGGAUAUCACCUGUUAGAGUGGAUAUCAGUUAUAGAGUGGAUAUCACCUGUUAGAGUGGAUAUCAGUUGUUAGAGUGGAUAUCAGUUGUUAGAGUGGAUAUCAGUUGUUAGAGUGGAUAUCAGCUGUUAGAGUGGAUAUCAGUUGUUAGAGUGGAUAUCACCUGUUAGAGUGGAUAUCACCUGUUAGAGUGGAUAUCAGUUGUUAGAGUGGAUAUCAGUUGUUAGAGUGGAUAUCACCUGUUAGAGUGGAUAUCAGCUGUUAGAGUGGAUAUCACCUGUUAGAGUGGAUAUCACCUGUUAGAGUGGAUAUCACCUGUUAGAGUGGAUAUCACCUGUUAGAGUGGAUAUCAGCUCUUAGAGUGGAUAUCAGUUGUUAGAGUGGAUAUCAGUUGUUAGAGUGGAUAUCAGUUGUUAGAGUGGAUAUCAGUUGUUAGAGUGGAUAUCAGUUGUUAGAGUGGAUAUCACCUGUUAGAGUGGAUAUCACCUGUUAGAGUGGAUAUCACCUGUUAGAGUGUGGAUAUCAGCUGUUAGAGUGGAUAUCAGUUGUUAGAGUGGAUAUCACCUGUUAGAGUGGAUAUCAGUUGUUAGAGUGGAUAUCAGUUGUUAGAGUGGAUAUCACCUGUUAGAGUGGAUAUCACCUGUUAGAGUGGAUAUCACCUGUUAGAGUGGAUAUCAGCUGUUAGAGUGGAUAUCAGUUGUUAGAGUGGAUAUCACCUGUUAGAGUGGAUAUCAGCUGUUAGAGUGGAUAUCAGUUGUUAGAGUGGAUAUCACCUGUUAGAGUGGAUAUCACCUGUUAGAGUGGAUAUCAGUUGUUAGAGUGGAUAUCAGUUGUUAGAGUGGAUAUCACCUGUUAGAGUGGAUAUCAGUUGUUAGAGUGGAUAUCAGUUGUUAGAGUGGAUAUCAGUUGUUAGAGUGGAUAUCACCUGUUAGAGUGGAUAUCACCUGUUAGAGUGGAUAUCAGUUGUUAGAGUGGAUAUCACCUGUUAGAGUGGAUAUCAGCUGUUAGAGUGGAUAUCAGCUGUUAGAGUGGAUAUCAUCUUUCAUCUGUUAGGUUAGCUGAUAUCAGUAUUUUAAUCUCAGUCAUCCUCUUGUUCCGUGUUUGUAGAAUCUGAACAACACAGACCUGAAUCAGGGUUCUGCUGGGGGCGGUAGUGGAUACAGCGCUCCAGGAGGCCCAGCCCAGUUCAGCUCUCCCCCAUCCUACAAGCCCCCCCUUGGGACAGGAGGAGGCUCCUUUGGUCCCUCCAGCCCAGCCACCCCUGGAGGUCAGAAAUGCCUGUCCACCAACUUCAGCACUACGCUGUCCCCCACCCUGUCCUCACCCUCCCUUGUCCCCUCCACCACGCCGGCCCCCAGGACUGGAGAGUACCUGGACCCUGAGCUGCUGCUCAACAAGAGCCCCAAGGAGCUGCCCCAGGGAGUGGACCCCAGCAGGAGAGAGGUGAUGAUGCUAUGAUGAAAUAGUCCAGCUGAGACUCUAUCGUAUAGCAGGUUAUUAGGGGAAUGGUAAUCUCUUGUGGACAGAUGAAACGGUGAGAAUAUGUCUAUGCUCACGUAGAACUAUGUAAUUACGACCAGCAGUAGUUCUUGGUUUUGGGUUUUCAUCAUUGAUUAUUUGGACAAAUCAGGAUUGGGCGAAGGUGGUUCUUCAACUGGUGCAGUGAUCUUCAAGCCCGUGUGCAGCUGAUAAAUGGUUUCCACAGCCACAAAGUCAAUAUUGGCUAUAUCAUUACAAUUCAGGAAAACAAAAAUGCCAUUUUUGGCCAUGAUAAACACGGGUGAAAUUAGCGGAAGGGAGGGGUUUGGCCUAGAGUUUCCAUUUGCGAGGGAGGAGACUGAUUGUUAAUUAACCAUUAACAAUCACAAUUGUUAAUGGUUAAUUAAUUAACGUUAAUCGUUAACUUCCCCCCAGAAGUAAAAGAGGAAAUGACAAUCUUUCGCGAAAUACUUUUACUUCUGGGGAACCGAGAUUAGUGUAAUGGUGUUGAACUGACAGCAGGGGUCAGCAUAACACAUACAGUACCUCUCUUUCUAACUAUGUUUCUCUCUCUCUCUCUCUCUCUCUCCUCUCUCUCUCUCUCUCUCUCUCUCUCUCUCUCUCUCUCUCUCUCUCUCUCUCUCUCUCUCUCUCUCUCUCUCUCUCUCUCUCUCUCUCUCUCUCUCUCUCUCUCUCUCUUUCUCUCUCUCUCUCUUUCUCUCUCUUUCUCUCGCUCACUCUCUCUCUCCGUUGUCAGGACUAUCUCUCUGAUGUGGAUCUGGAGAACCUGCUGGGUUGUUCUCGGUCUGGUUUCCAGCGGCUGCCCAAGUGGCGGCAGAACGACCUGAAGAAGAAGGCGGGCCUGUUCUGAGUGGGCGGAGUCAGUCAGUCAGGGAUGACAUCAGGACAUAGCUUAUUAGAGUUGAAAAUGUUCCUUGAUUGUGUUAAAGUUCUUUUGAAGUUG